AUAAAUAACCACGUUAAAGUCUCGACGUGUUACAACAAUUGUUAUACCUACCACUCUUAAUACUGUGGUUACACUCUGAAGUAAGAAUAAAACAAAAGAAACCGAAGACCGCCAUAAUUAAUAAUAAAUACCUACAAUUGGGUAUUUUAAGGUGUCAAACUGUCAGUCAGUAGUCAGAAAGAUGUUGUUCUGUGUAGGCGUCUUGUUUGUUGUUGUGACCUCAACAGUAGGUGAACCGACAGAAUCACGACUAGUUCGUAUAGACUCAGGUCCUAUACGAGGUUACAAGGAUGCCAGUGAGGAUAUAUUUGUGUAUUACGGCAUCCCGUAUGCCAAGGCACCGAGUGGAUCCGACAAGUUCAAGGCACCUCUACCAACGCCACAUUGGAUAGAACCAUUUGAUGCCGUGGAUAAAGGAAUAAUAUGCCCACAACCUGAUAUUUUUGAUUUAAUCCACAAUAAAACCAUGCAAGAAGAUUGUCUUAUAGCAAAUGUUUACGUACCCAAUGUAGAAAAUACUAAUCUGCCUGUUAUCGUCUACGUCCAUGGUGGUGGAUUUAUAAUGGGGUACGGAGAUCUUGUGACACCAAAAAAAAUCGUCAGUAACAAAGAAGUUAUUGUGGUAAACUUUAACUAUAGACUUGGAGCACAUGGUUUUCUCUGUCUAGGUACUAAAGAUAUACCUGGUAAUGCUGGAAUGAAAGACCAAGUAGCAUUACUUCGAUGGAUACAGAAUAACAUUGCAAAUUUCGGUGGCAACCCUAAUGAUGUUACGAUCGCCGGCUACAGUGCUGGAUCCGCUUCAGUUGAUUUAUUGAUGAUGUCAAAAAUAGCACAAGGUUUGUUUAAAAAUGCCAUUUUAGAAAGUGGCGCCAAUUUGUCACCUUUUAGCGUCCAAAGUGACCCUGUGCAAAAUGCUAAGGUUUAUGCAAAGUUGCUUAAAUUUGAAGAUGAAGAUGUACACUCAUUAGAAGAUUUUUACAAAAGUAUUAGCUAUGAACAAUUACAAUCAGGAAGUGAUUUAAUUAGAACUGACCUUUUGAUGGCACCCUGUGUUGAGCGUGACCACGGUGAUGAAAUAUUUUUGGAAGACAGUCCUUUUAACAUUCUGAACAGUGGCAAAUUUUUACCACUUCCAAUGCUGUACGGAUAUGCUAACAUGGAAGGAUCAGUUAGAGUUCCUGUUUUCGAACAUUGGAAAGACAAAAUGAAUGCAAACUUUUCAGAAUUUUUACCAACUGACUUGAGAUUUAAAAACAAUGAAGAGAAAGAAGCUAUCGCAGAUAAAGUAAGACGAUUUUAUUUUAAAGAUAUGCCUGUAGAUGAGAAAAACAUUUUGUCAUACGUUGAUUACUGGUCUGACACGUAUUUUGAUUGCCCAACACUACGAUCUGCUAGUCUUCAAUUGAAGGCUGGUAAUAAUAAAAUAUACCUUUACGUGUAUUCCUUCGUUGAAGACAGCACUCCUGUAGUUCCAUAUACAGAAGUCCGAGGAGCAGGCCAUUGUUUUCAAACGGUAGCAAUUUUAGAUGGACUUAAAUUUAAUGUAUCAGAUGAAAGUGAGAUAUCGGAAGAUUUAAAAGAAAUGAAAGGAAUAAUCAGGGAUCUAUGGACGAGUUUUGCUAAAUAUAGUCAACCUGAAAGUCCCGGAGCACCAAAAUGGCCGCCUGCUGGAAAUGAUAUGUCACCGUACAUGGAGCUUAAAAAGAAUCCCCAACUCGGGCAAUCUUUACUAAAUAAACGUUGCGAUUUUUGGGAGGAAAUUUACAAAAAUCAUUAUAAUAUUCCUAUUCCACCCCAUAUUCUUCCACCAAAAAUAAAAACGGAAUUAUGAUUAUUUAAUUACUGCGUGUAAAUUAUGACGUUAGUAAUAAAAUGUUCUAAUUAUG
Molecule: messenger RNA, 1889 nt
Organism: Bicyclus anynana (squinting bush brown)
Lineage: Eukaryota; Metazoa; Arthropoda; Insecta; Lepidoptera; Nymphalidae
Product: carboxylic ester hydrolase
Exons: 3
Coding region: 182-1834 (550 amino acids)
Source: RefSeq, a predicted model, not a curated record